AAACCUCAUCUGAUGGCAGAAGAUGAGCCUCCGGGGGCCGUCUUGAAGCCACCAGUGUUCCGUGUUGAUGAGGCCACCCCAGAAGGCGUGAGGAGCGUCCUGCUGGAGCGGGGCUGGGGCGGCGACACGUGGAAGACUGGAAUCUACUGGAAGGCGUCCGCGUUUCCGAUGACUGACCAUAUCAACGUCAAGCUGUGGCAGUGACUAAACCACCACCCGGGAACCACCAAGCUCACCAGGCAAGACUGUCUGGCCAAGUGCCUGGAGCGCAUGAGCAGGACGUACGGCACCUCCCUCUACAAAUUCACGCCUCUGACGUUCGUCAUGCCCAACGACUACACCAAGUUCCUAGCUGAAUACUUUAAGGACAAGAAGAUGCCAGGCACCAAGCCUAGCCAUUGGAUUUGCAAGCCGGCGGAAUCGUCUCCUAGGAGGGGGAUAGUUAUUUUCAGUGACAUUAAGCACUUGCUCUUUGGGGAUAUGUAUAUAGCACAGAAAAAUAUCUGCAACGCUGCACGGUUUGCCACGGAAAAGUUUGACCUCAGUAAUUUUCAUAAUGAUUAUGCACAUUUGACCAACAGCAGCAUCAAUAAACCUGGAGCCUCCUAUGAGAAGAUCAAAGAAGUGAUCGCUCAUGGUUGUAAGUGGACCCUCAGCAGGUUUUUUUCCUAUCUUCGUAGUUGGGACGUGGACAACAUGCUUUUGUGGCAGAAAAUCAACUGCAUGAUUAUUCUCACGGUUCUGGCCAUGGCUCUGUCGGUCCCCUUUGCCACCAAUUGCUUUGAGCUCUUUGGGUUUGAUAUUUUGAUUGAUGAGAACUUGAAGCCGUGACUUUUAGAAGUCAACUACAGCCCGGCCUUGUCCUUAGACUGCUCGUCGGAUGUAUUGGUGAAGAGAAAACUCAUCCAUGAUCUUACUGAGCUGGUUUACUUAAAUAGCCUAAGAACCGAGGGAAAAGAAUGUGGUAAAGCUGCAAAAGGAAAUCCCAGUGUCUCCUUUGCUGAGGGUGGUAGAGGUAGACUCAGUCCCGCCCGUGGCUCUCUUCCUUACGAGUCUGUCCUACAACUCACAGGUAGAGCACACAAGGACUGUACCGUGGAGAGAGCUGAGAAAGUUCCUGAGCACGCAUGUACCCCCGAGCUGAGAGAGGUGAUGAGCAGGCAGAAGGAUCUACUGGUGUCCGCAAGACAGCCGCCCAAAACCAAGCUGAAGGCAAGGAGCAGGCGCACAACUCGCAAGGCCCUCAUUCCCUGCGUGUCCCUCCUGCACUUGCGUACCCACGAGAGUGACAGCACCCCCCACAUCCUGUCAGACAGUGGUGAGCAGCCAGAUCCCCAAGCCGGCAACUUUGUUCUCAUUUUUCCUUUCAACGAGGCCACUUUGGGAGCUUCCAGAAAUGGAUUAAAUGUCAAAAGAAUAAUCCAAGAGCUCCAGAAACUAAUGAACAAGCAACAUUCUCAAGUGGAGGGAAAUAAAACUAAAAGAAGGUGA
Molecule: messenger RNA, 1491 nt
Organism: Galeopterus variegatus (Sunda flying lemur)
Lineage: Eukaryota; Metazoa; Chordata; Mammalia; Dermoptera; Cynocephalidae
Gene: TTLL2
Product: tubulin tyrosine ligase-like family, member 2
Biological process (GO): microtubule cytoskeleton organization; protein polyglutamylation
Cellular component (GO): cilium
Molecular function (GO): tubulin-glutamic acid ligase activity; tubulin binding
Source: RefSeq, a predicted model, not a curated record